UCAAAUCAUAUAUGUUUAUGAGUACAGAUAAAUAUAACGGAGCUACUUUUAAACUUACUUGGAUUAACGUGGUAGACAACAACAGUAAAUUUCAAAUGGGGAAAAUGCGCAAAAACUGAGAAAGAUGCAUGUGUCGUAAGCGAUGUGAUACAUCAGGUAAAAAAUGGCAACCGGAAGUGCCGAUGAUGACAGAUACCCGCUGCUUGUGAUUGACGAUGAUUCAGAUAACGAGAAACAUUCUUACUAUGGAAGAAAACAAACAGCAUCUCCAGCCAUAAGACAUUCUAUCGAAAUAAUAGAUGAUGAUGAUGAUGAUGAUGAUGAUGAUGAUGAUGAUGAUGAAGAACGUAAAUCUACACCGCGGAGAGAUGCAUACAUACCCCGAGGAAGGGGGAGAGGCCGCGCGAGAGGCAGAGGAAGACCCGACAGUCACUAUGUUGGAUAUAAUCCAAGAGACAGAAGUGAGAGCGAACACGAUCAUAACAGAUAUGACCGUGGCAGGGGUUUUCACGCUUCGCACAGAGGCCGUCCGGCAACAGACAGCGAUAGAAGAAGCUCGCAUCUUGAUUCUAGGCAAACUAUGGACAACAGUGGAGGUAACCAUGCUAGGAGUGUUACAAGGUUACCUUUCAACAGAGCAACUAGGCAAAUGUCAGUUAGCAAACUGAGUGAGCUUGCAAAUAAGGAUGAUUGCAGUGCUGGUGAAGUGCUCGUUGAAAUUUCUCAGUCAAGAAGUGGAUUUUUUGAAUUGAUUGAACGUUCAUUUUUGUACAUGAAUAACGCUUUAUUGAUCAUGAAAAUCUUACAUAAAGUAAAAGAUUCAGCCUCUACAAACAUUCUGUAUGGAUUUCUGCAGAAAAUUGAAGAAGUUCUGUUGUUAGGAUUAAAUGAAGUAGUAAGCAAAGUAGUGAUCGAAGAUGUUAGUGUGAAGCCAAUUUGGGGUACAUCAGAAAUACUUGAAGCCUUUUGCUUUGAUUCACUACCAGUAGUAAGGAAAAUGAUGACAUCAUUCCCUGGAAGUCUCCAUAAGUGUUAUGGAUUGCUUUUAGGAUUCAAACAGAUAAAUGACUUGCAUGAACACAUACACCUUGAUGAGCAAAUUAAAUUAGCCCAGAAAGUAUUCGAAGCUGUCAAGGGAGAAAGGGAUAAAACACACAAAGAAGACAUUGUCAGAAAACAGAGUAAACCAAUACCAGACAUAGACGUGGCACCCCCUGAUGACUUUCGUGAUAUAAGUAUUUUCCCGAAAAUGAAGGAUAUUUCUCUAAAUGAAGUUCCAUUUUUACGUGCAAAUAAAGUAGAAGGAAAAUAUAGUUCAGUCGAUACCUAUCUCGACAUACAGUUUAGACUUCUGAGGGAAGAUUACGUAAAACCCUUACGUGACGGUAUUUUUGAAUACCAAAAGAGCAUUAAAACAGGCGAGAAUGGCCAGAAACCGAGAAAUAUUCGCAUUUAUCAUUCGGUGCAAAUUCUGUUUCCAGUGUGUACAAAUAGUGGAUUAAAUCACAUAAUUCGGUUCGACAACAGCAAGUUAAAAGGAAUAAACUGGGGGGCAUCACAGAGGCUUAAGCAUGGUUCUUUGGUAUGUCUAUCACCUGACAACUUUGAGACGGUAGUUUACGCUAUUAUAACGAAUAGAGAUCCUAGCAAAAUUGAAGAGGGAAAGCUAGAAAUUCAUUUCGAUAACCUUUCAAAUGAGGUUCUUUGUGGCAAAAGGAAUGCCAUGUUCAUCAUGGCCGAAAGCACAGCCUAUUUCGAAGCAUAUAGACAUAUUUUAGAGGGCCUUCAAGAAAUCACCGAUGAAAUGCCAAUGAGCAGAUACAUAAUAACAUGUGAAACAAAAAUUAAGCCACCUUCUUAUGUGUUGAACAAAGGCAGUCCUGAAUAUGACUUUACUUGCUUAUUACAAGGGAAUGAGGAUGCCUCGGAAAGAAAGUAUCCGGUGUUAAAUACAAGGCAGUGGCCAAGCUGCAACCAAUUAGGACUAGAUACAUCCCAGUAUCAGGCUCUUCAGGCUGCUGUAACAAAAGAGUUUGCUUUAAUACAGGGUCCACCAGGAACAGGAAAGACUUUUGUAGGAUUGAAGAUUGCAAAACUGCUUUUAGCAAACAGCUCAUUCUGGAAACCUAACGAACAACAUAGCCCACUAUUAGUGGUCUGCUACACCAAUCAUGCGUUAGAUCAAUUUCUCGAAGGCAUGCUACAAUUUUGUGAAGGUAAAGGUAUCAUUAGGAUUGGCAGCCGGUGUAAAAAUGCGAAAUUGGAGCCGUUUCUAUUACAUACAGUAAAGGAAAGAAAAAGAACGUUGAAGACAAGGACAUUUUCAAUUUUACAAUCGGAAAGGGAUGAAUAUACUAAUGUUAGAGAGAGUCAGGCAGAAAUUCUAGCCAUUAGUGCCACGUUGAAGAGGACCAAAACGGAUAUUUUGGCAUAUGAAGAACUUAAACAUGUGAUGUUGGAGAAGCAAAAAGAUCAAUUUGAAAAAGUUGAACAAUCUAAGAGCUUGUCCCCAUGUUUAUCAACGUGGCUUGAUUUUCCCACUUUUCUUGUUUUGUCCAGUGAGGAAAAGGAGAAUGAACGAGAAAUAAAAGAACUUUGGAAAAACCUUAUUCUUUCUGAAAUCCAACCCGAUGAACAAACCGAGGUUGAUGAAGUUCAAAAUAUUUGGAACACAGACCUAUUAACAAGAUCUAAAAUUUACAUCAUUUGGUUGAAUGAAUGCAAAGAAAAUAUUUCAAAAGAACUUGUUCGAACACUUCCAAACGCACUCGAAAGAUGUGAGGAAGAAAUUCUCACAUUCAACGAACUCGAAGUGUAUCUGUUAAGUCAACAAGCAAAGGCAAAGUUAGGAGGUUUACUACUUUAUACAGAAAUAGAACAGGAGGAACUUCUUUUGAAAUGGUUGCACCUGGCACCGGAAGAUGAGAAUGAUGAAAUUAAAGCAGUCAUUGAGAGCUUUGAAAACAAUGCCACUGAGGUUGCCACAGAUGAUCUCGAAGAAGAUAAAAGUGUUGAUGAUGAAGAAGCUGACGACAUGACGAUGAUGUACGAAGGUCAAUAUCAUAGAUCCGCAAAGAGAACAAAAUCUGAUCUUGAAUGGCUUCAAGAACGCUAUGAUAAAAUGAACUCAUCAAGAAUUAAGAAUCUUUUCGAAGGGGUAAUUCCUUUGACCAAAGAACAAGAAGAAAACAUCGGAAACGUUCUCGAUUUAAGUAGAGCGCAAAAGGUUUCAAUGUAUGUCACAUGGAUCAAUAAAUACACCAAUCUUUUACGAAAAAGGAUACAGAAACACGAAGCCGACUUUGUUGUAGCAAACAAAAGUCUACAAGAGGUACGUGAUAUUGAAACAAUAGAGGUGCUUAAAGAUUCUCUUGUUCUUGGAAUGACAACAACUGGGGCGGCAAAAUAUCGGACAAUAUUAAAAGCUGUUCAACCGCAUAUCAUUAUUGUCGAAGAAGCUGCUGAAGUUCUUGAAUCACAUAUCAUCACGUCAAUGAAUCAAAGUUGCAAACACUUGAUAUUGAUAGGCGAUCAUAAGCAACUGAAGCCGACGACAGCGGUUUAUGAACUUGCAAAAAAGUAUGCUUUGGACAUAUCUUUAUUUGAAAGAAUGGUAAGAAACGAUGUUCCAUGCGUUACGUUGGAAGAACAGCACAGGAUGAGACCAGAAAUUUCAACAUUGAUCAAAAGACAGAAACUGUAUCCCUCCCUUAAGGACCAUGUAGCAGUGAGGCAAUACAAAAAUGUAUUAGGAGUAAAUGCGAACGUUCAAUUCAUAUCUCACUUAGAGAAUGAGGACUCUUCUGUUGAGUCUACUAGCUACUCAAACCCUCAUGAAGCAAAGUACAUAGCUGCCCUUUGUUAUUACUUGACAUGUCAAGGAUACAGUAAAACUCAGAUAACUGUAAUUACACCAUAUAUAGGUCAGGUUUUACUUCUCAGAAAAGAAAUGUCAAGGGACCAGUUCAGCGGAGUCAGAAUCACUGCUGUUGAUAAUUUUCAAGGCGAAGAAAAUGACAUCAUUUUACUAUCACUAGUUCGCAGUACUACUAAAAAAAAUCAAACAAGCAAAAGAAAUCCGAUUGGCUUUGUUGGAAUAGAAAACCGGAUAUGCGUGGCAUUGUCAAGAGCGAAAAUUGGUUUGUAUGUCGUGGGCAACUUUUCUCUGCUGGAAACAUUCAGUCCGCUGUGGAGUGAAAUCGUAUCAGAAAUGAGAGAAAAGGGUCUUGUGAAGAAUUACUUGACGCUUAUAUGUGAAAACCACCCGGAAAGAAGAAUUGAUGCGAGUACUUGUGAAGAUUUCAAAAGUAGGCGUGAUGGUGGUUGUGGGGUUCCAUGUGGAGAGAUUUUGGAAUGCGGACAUACAUGUCCACGCUCAUGCCAUAUUGUUGACAGAGAACAUAAAGUAAUAACUUGCGUAUUACCUUGUGAGAGAACCAUAGGUUCAUGUCCGCUGUAUCAUCGUUGCACGAAGAUAUGCUUUGAAGAUUGUGAACCUUGUGAUACUGAAGUUGAGAGGGCCAUCCCAGGAUGCAAACACAUUCAAACUAUGUUAUGUCACGAAGAUCCAUACACCUUUAAAUGUAAAUAUCAAAUUGAAAGAGAGCUGGAAUGUUACCACACAGUAGUGAUGAACUGUUCAGAUGAUCCAAAAACAUACCAAUGCCAAGUCAAAACACAGAAACGCUUACUACAUUGCGAACACAUUGUUGAGAUACCUUGUAACGUCAAUCCUGUUGGAUGGAAAUGUGAAGAAGAGUGUUCAUUCUUGCUUAAUUGCGGACACAUAUGCAGAAAACCAUGCUUUCAAUGUAAUCAAUCUGGUGAUCACGAAAGUAAGUGUAAGAUGCAAGUAAAACGUGAUCUAGGUUGCGGACAUUUUACAUAUGUUCCUUGUUACCUUGAAGUCGGUGCAAUCGUUUGUCAAGAGAAUUGUGUUGCCAGACAUGAUUGCGGUCACAUGUGCUCUGGUACAUGCGGCUCAUGUUUCGCGGGUAGAGUGCACAGACAAUGCAAAGGGUCUUGCGGCAAAAUACUUCCUUGUGGCCACAAGUGUGAUUAUACAUGCCACGAGAUUUGCCCGCCAUGUAAUAAAUCGUGUCAGUGGAAAUGUUCCCACAACAUAGUGUGUAAAAAGAAAUGUCCCGAUUCGUGCGAUGGGUGCAGACAUGCCUGCAACUAUUCAUGUUCUCAUAAAAAACGUUGUGACAAUGAUUGUCCGGAAGCUUGUCUCGUCGAAGGUUGUAAUGAACCUUGUAAGAAAGUUCUCAAAUGCAAGCACACUUGUGCCGGAAUAUGUGGCGAACACUGUGUAUGUAUAACAUGUAGUAGUGAUCAUAUAAAGGAGGGUGACAGUGAACAAUCAGACAAGACGUUGUAUUUCCAGUUGCCCGACUGCUCAUGCAUUUUCGAAGCAACUUUUCUAGACAAGCACAUGCAUCAACAGAAUGAAUCUAAAACCGAUUUGUGCAAAAGAUGCCCCUCAUGUAGGAAGCCAAUACGAAGUGAUGUUAGAAGAUAUUCUAAUAUUUUAAAACAGAUAAGACACGAUAUUGUAGAAAAGUAUGAAAAUGGGAUCGGUAAUAAAGCAUUGAAAGAAAAGAAAUGUGGAUUCCUUAAGAAAAGCAUUAAUAGGUUAAUGAAAAAAAGAAAGAUUUUGAAUAUUGAUGAAAUGAGAAAAAUGCAGAAUGAGUUGAAAAAAAUCCGCUUUUAUUACCUAGAUAACAUUGACAAAAGAAUAAGCCAACUCGAAGAACUUUCCCGCGUGUCAAAAGGUAUGGAAAACGUGCAAAUCAGCAAAUUGGUCAAAGGUGUAAUGACAGUGUCUGAAAUACGACAGGCUAUUUUGCAUGAACGGAGGUAUGCAACGGAACAGUAUUGGAAAGAAUUGAAGAGAGAAAUAUCAAGGUUCGACAUUGGAAUAAAUCUUUACAAGAUUCGAGAACAAUACAAUCGAAACAAAUCAAGUGCUACAAUCGAUAUGGUAUUUGAAAAAUCCCUUCAGAUUAUAGCAAAGACACAGUUUAAAGAUGUGGAAAGAGAAACUGUGAAAACAGCUCUCCAAAACAUUAAAGAGUACACUCAAUUUGGGAGAAAAACCAGCGAGCUGAAAACUUCAUUGAUAAGGCUAAACAGCCAUCUAAGCAGAGACAGUGACAUCAGAAAAGAUAUCGAUGAACUUCUAGCAAAGAGUCCACAAUCGUAUGAUGAACUUCCAAUCAUGAAACACAAAAUAAUAUCAAAACAAUUCGCGGCACGAGGAGACAAAUCGCACAUUACAUCUCCUCAAAACGAACCAAAGAGAGAUAACGAAGAGUUGGACACAUUGAAUGCCACAAGUAGAAUUGCUAACGUAUCAAUAACAUCAGAUGCAUCUUUGUCUGAAGAAGGGAAUCUUACUGAUCAGCUCACAUUGGUAGUUAAGAAAACCAUAUCGAAAAGAAAUGUGCGUGUCACCUCUGAUGACAAGUUGCAAGAGUCUACACCCAAUGUUGUUGAUCCUAACAGCAUUCUUCGCGGUGAUGAAUACUCGCUGUAACAAGAAAUUGAUACUAAUGAACGUAUCGAAUAAUUGAAGCUAUGGAUGUUGACAUAGUAGACACUAAUGGCAUAAAGACAUUCGCACAUGAAAUCAAAUGAUUCCUUUUGCACGCUGAACGUUCAAGUGUCUGUUUUUUCACUUUGCAUGAUACAUGUAAAAAAAAUAUGCAUACAAACA
Messenger RNA from Mya arenaria, 6718 nucleotides. RefSeq names its product NFX1-type zinc finger-containing protein 1-like. Gene Ontology annotation, biological process: regulatory ncRNA-mediated heterochromatin formation. NCBI's taxonomy places the organism in Eukaryota, Metazoa, Mollusca, Bivalvia, Myida, Myidae. Gene Ontology annotation, cellular component: nucleus; nuclear RNA-directed RNA polymerase complex. The record is from RefSeq and is a predicted model, not a curated record. Gene Ontology annotation, molecular function: helicase activity; zinc ion binding. The coding region runs from base 164 to 6538 and encodes 2124 amino acids. The transcript is spliced from 2 exons.